This is a messenger RNA of Dichotomopilus funicola, 1389 nucleotides long. Its product is annotated as squalene epoxidase. Gene Ontology annotation, biological process: ergosterol biosynthetic process. Gene Ontology annotation, cellular component: endoplasmic reticulum; membrane. Bases 1 to 1389 code for a protein of 462 amino acids. The record is from RefSeq and is a predicted model, not a curated record. Gene Ontology annotation, molecular function: flavin adenine dinucleotide binding; squalene monooxygenase activity. The transcript is spliced from 3 exons. Lineage: Eukaryota; Fungi; Ascomycota; Sordariomycetes; Sordariales; Chaetomiaceae.
AUGAAUAGUACAUACGACGUCCUAAUCAUUGGUGCCGGCAUCGCGGGCUGUGCCAUAGCAACAGGUUUGGCGAAACAAGGACGACGCGUUGUUGUCCUCGAGCGCAGCCUUCGCGAGCCCGACCGGAUUGCGGGCGAAAUCUUACAGCCGGGGGGUAUUGCGGCAUUGUCUAAACUCGGCCUGGACGACUGCGUGGAGGGCAUCGGUGCUACGCCAAUGGAGGGCUACCAUUUCCACUGGACAGGGGAGCAGGCCAGUUUCUGGUUCUGUCCUCUGUCUUCGGGCGAUGGGGGGCCGGCUGUGAAACCGACCGGACGCAGCUUUCAUCAUGGAAAAUUUGUCACCAAGCUGCGGGCGGCUGUCGCGCGGGAACCCAAUGUCACGCUUUUACAGGCCACUGCAGUGGAAUUGCUCCGGGACGAGAGGACGGGUGGUAUUGUCGGGGCAGUUGGUUCACGGGAGGGGGGUUCAUCAACAGAGUAUCGCGCCUCCUUAACCAUUCUCUCGGACGGAUCCGCGUCCAACUUCCGCGCCCAGUUCACCCAUCUGCGACCACAAUCUCACUCGCGGUUUUGGGGCUUAGAACUUGAGGCCAGUCUCCCCAAGCCUAACUACGCCCACGGAAUUCUCGGCCACGGUCUGCCAAUCUUUAUGUACCAAAUCGGCCCACACAAAAUCCGGAUGUUUAUCGACAUCCCCAACACGGCAUACCGAAGACUUGGCUCGACCGAUGCCGUUCGGGCCUACCUCCGCGAGCGCGUCAUUCCAACCGUCCCAGCCUGCAUGCAGGCCAGCCUCACAAAGGCGAUUGAGACCGGCCGUCUGCGCAGCAUGCCCAACUCCUGGCUGCCCUCAACACGCACCAAGGCACCAGGGUUGAUUAUGCUGGGGGACUCGGCCAACAUGCGGCAUCCGGCUACCGGUGCUGGGAUGACCGUUGCCUUAAAGGAUGCGGUGUUGCUUACGGAAUUACUUGAUCCCAGCCGAGUUGCGUCGCUGGGAGAUACAAAUGCGGUCACGAACGCGGUGGGCAAGUUUCACUGGAAAAGGAAGCGACAUAGCGCGCCGCUGAAUAUUGUGGCCGAAGGGAUGUAUGCUGUGUUUGUUGCAGACGACACAACGUCGGCCGUCAUCCAGCACGGCUUAAUCCGGUACAUCCAAGGCGGAGAAGAAAACUUUGCCAUGCCGGGCUGGCUCAUGGGCGGCGUCGUGGAAAGCCCACUACUGCUGCUUUACCACUUUUUCAAGGUGGCCAUUUACAGCAACAAGCUGCGCCUUUGCGAGAGCACAUGGGUCGGCCUUCCCGUAGUUAUCUUCCAAUCCCUUCUUACGAUUUGUGCCGCAGUCUCCAUGAUCUGGCGGCCUGUUAUCGGCGAGCUGCAGCUGUAA